CAGGCGGCGGAAUUUGCAGAACGUCGCGCCGUUUGGUCGUAGAUUCAGGCGUUCGCUGCCUGCAUCUGCCCGGAGGAAUGUCCCCAGUGCUUCUUCUCCUGUGGGGUCUGCUGGUCCAUUUACCAGGUAUCCUGGCGAUCCCAGUCCUUCAUCAGAACCCAAUUUCCGGACCUUUCUCAGCGGGACGGAACGCUCGCUUGGAGUGUCGGCUGGAGAACGGAGAGGUUGCAAGUAGCAAUGCUUAUUGGGACCGACAGUGUCCAGCGCAGAGACCAGAGUGGGUUAUUUCACAUUACGCGAAUGACAAUAUUCAUAGGGGAACCGGCAUUACUGACCGUUUCCGACCGUCCAGAGACACCUCCGCCGAUAGUUUCAUCCUGGACGUCAUCAGCCUCGAGCCCGGCGACUCGGCCGUCUAUUACUGCAAGACCGAAUUUCAGAAACCCUCGAUUCUCCUUCUCCCUCCACCUCAGAACGAAAUUGGCUCGGGAUCGGCCACUCUCUCCUGUCUGGUGAGCGGCUUUAAGCCGGGCUUGGUCGCGCUGCGCUGGAAGGUGGAUGGCGUCGAGACAGAGAGCGGAGUAACGACAGGCGCUGUGCCCCUGGACACCGACCAGACCUACAGGCUGAGCAGUUACCUGCGGGUUCCCGCCGCUGCCUGGAACAAGGGCUCGAGCUAUUCCUGUAGCGUGAGUCACAGCUCGCUGAGCUCGCCGCUGCGCAAAACCAUCUCUUCGUCCGCCUGUGCAGAGUGAGGCCGCGGCUUUCGACUGUGCAUGCGGAUUGUUUGCUCUUGCCAUUGCAGAAACAUCUGCACUGGAACUAUGCAGCCGCCUUGUGCAAUAUAAUUAUGUACUAAUGUCCGCUUCUGGGUACAAACAGAAUGUUUAAUAAUUUCAGAGAUGAUCGCGAUGAUUAUUCGGCUUUUGAGACGCAUAAUUCUUUUUAAGAAUUAUCCUCCACUCUGCUCUGUGUAGAAUGGGAAGAGAUUCCCCUGUAGAUGGUGACCGUAUGUGAUUGGAUCUUUUGUAA
Messenger RNA from Hypanus sabinus (Atlantic stingray), 1032 nucleotides. RefSeq names its product immunoglobulin lambda-1 light chain-like. The record is from RefSeq and is a predicted model, not a curated record. Bases 78 to 755 code for a protein of 225 amino acids. The transcript is spliced from 3 exons. Lineage: Eukaryota; Metazoa; Chordata; Chondrichthyes; Myliobatiformes; Dasyatidae.